Messenger RNA from Homalodisca vitripennis (glassy-winged sharpshooter), 909 nucleotides. Its product is annotated as protein kinase C iota type-like. Gene Ontology annotation, molecular function: protein binding. The transcript is spliced from 5 exons. Bases 305 to 745 code for a protein of 146 amino acids. Lineage: Eukaryota; Metazoa; Arthropoda; Insecta; Hemiptera; Cicadellidae. The record is from RefSeq and is a predicted model, not a curated record.
GUGCUACUGGCGAAGUGGUGAAUAAUAAAAAUGGUUGACGUUCUCAAGAUUGUUGUUGUUGUGAAAGAGUGACAAUAAAGUAGUGUCUUACUAGAGUUGUAUUAUUAGCCUUAACCUGUUAUAUUGAGUGUAAUAGAGUUUACGCAUUUAAUUUUUAGGCAGUGAAAGCCCCUGCAUUCUGUAACUACUGUUCUGUAGAUACAUUGUCAAAUUGGAUUGCUUGUGGGAACUUUACAUAGUAGUAAUUAGAUUUUAUCGCCGCAGGCUUAAAAAAAGCAGAAAGUUCUUCAGAAGCUUGAACAAAAUGCCUACUCAGCUAGCAGCUAACUCUGAAGUUCCAGAGAUUAGAGUAAAAACAGCUUAUAAUGGAGAAGUCAUGAUCACAUACAUAGACCCACACAUCACUGUAGACCAGCUGUGCCAAGAAAUGCGGGAUAUUUGCAGAUUUCAGCAGGAUCAAGUGUUCACCAUGAAAUGGGUUGAUGAGGAGGGCGAUCCUUGUACAAUUUCUACCCAAAUGGAACUGGAUGAAGCUAUACGCCUCUAUGAAGUGAAUAAAGAUUCUGAACUCACCAUUCAUGAAUGGUUGCUGUCCAACACAACAAUCAAUAUCCAGUAUUUGGACUGUACUCAGAAUAGACUGGAUUGGAGAGGAAACUCGAGCUCAAUUAUUGCAAUUCCAUUAGUAAAUAAAUACGUUGGUUGUAGUGCCGCUUUUGCUUUUUCUCUUUUUCUCUACCGGUAGAAUCUCAGUGAUUCUGUUUGUUGUAGGUCUGUCUGGUUCAGAACUCUUUAUUGGUUGCGAAAGGGGGUAUUUGUAAUACAUUAAAAUGGCUGUAGACAUUAUGUUUUCAAUAAUUGUGAUACACUGAGUUUGUAUAACUUUCUGAAUAAAUUGUAGUGUUAGAA